This is a messenger RNA of Nycticebus coucang (slow loris), 6204 nucleotides long. RefSeq names its product EvC ciliary complex subunit 2 (gene EVC2). Gene Ontology annotation, biological process: smoothened signaling pathway. The record is from RefSeq and is a predicted model, not a curated record. The transcript has 22 exons. Gene Ontology annotation, cellular component: plasma membrane protein complex; ciliary membrane. NCBI's taxonomy places the organism in Eukaryota, Metazoa, Chordata, Mammalia, Primates, Lorisidae. Bases 37 to 3930 code for a protein of 1297 amino acids.
CCGGAAGCUCCGGAGGCCCCUCCGCGUCGGCAGACCAUGGGUCAGGAUGGCUCCUCUGGACGCACCACGUGGAUGCUGGCCGGGGGCCUCCUGGCCGUGGCCUUGGCGCUGGGGGGAAGAGGCUGUGGCCUUGGCCCUAGGGAACCGGGUCCGCUCCGGGGCCCUCUUGGAGCGCAGCCUCCUCCGGAUUCCCCGGCGGUUCCCAAGGGGCCCCAAGGGACCGCGCAGGAGCUGCCCUGCAUGAUUUGGCCCAGUGUGGAAAACUCUCACUUUAAGACUGCAGGGGAAGCACCCCCUGGAAUGAAAUCCAACAAGAACAUUGAGGUCUUUAUCCCAUUCCUGACUUCUGCAGCCUCCAGUGGGCCACAGAUUCAUUCUCUCUUUGCUUUUAUACCUUCGUGGCCUACGAAGACUUUAUUUAAAAGAGAGUCUCCUAUGACCCACCACCUGUAUGGGGACCUUUUAAGAGAUGUUCCAGGGGCUUCUGAGAAUGGAGUAAUUUUUCAGAAAUGUGCACUGGUGUUGGGGCAGAGCGAAUCGCAGGUAGCCCACGUGCGACUGUUCGUUAACAACAACAAGACGCCUCUGUCAGCCAACCUCUCAGAUCUCCUCAUGUUAGAUAACAUCACUGGCCUCACCGUGAGGGAGUCGAUCGGAAAUAAGACCCCAGGAGGACUCCAGGCUUUCAGAAAGAAGUUUCUGCCAGUGGGAGACUCCUUUGAGGUCAGCUACACAGCCUCACUGCAACCUGAAGGCCUCAGCACCGGGGAGAGCCUGAAGCUUCCCGCCCAGCUCACCUUUCAGAGCGCGUCACUGAACAGAACUCAGCUAAGAGCCCUUUUUACCAUAACAGCAGAAGAGAAGAUAACGGUCCUGCCACACCACGGCCUGCAUGCAGCAGGGUUCUUUGCUGCCUUCCUCCUCUCCCUCGUGCUGACCUGGGUUGGACUCUUCUUCAUGGUUCGAUAUCAGUGUCUGAAGGGAAAUGUGCUCACCAGACAUCGGGUUGGGCAUCAUGACAGCAAGCUGGAGCCCCUGCUGUUCAUUUCCGAGGAUGGCGUGAAUGAGGACCUUUCCCUUAACGAACAGCUGAUAGACAUUCUGUCCUCCGAGGACUCUGGGAACACGCUUCAAGCCUUAAAAGAGUUGGAGAUCGCAACCUUGAAUCGAGCUGAUGCAGAUCUGGAGGCCCGGCGAUCUCAAAUCAGCAAGGAUGUCAUUGCCCUUCUACUGAAAAAUCUCACCAGCAGUGGCCACCUCUCAUCCCAAGUGGAAAGGAGGAUGGGCGCCAUUUUCAAAAGGCAGUUUCUGUUGCUGGAAAAUGAAAUUCAAGAGGAGUAUGAUCGGAAGAUGGUGGCAUUGACGGCUGAAUGUGACCUGGAAACAAGAAGGAAGACAGAAAACCAGUACCAGAGGGAGAUGGCGGCAAUGGAGGAAGCAGAAGAGUUGCUGAAACGUGCGAGUGAGAGGUCGGCUACAGAGUGUAACAACCUCCUGCGGACCCUGCAUGGCCUGGAGCAAGAGCACUUGAAGAAGUCCCUGGCUUUGCAGCAGGAGGAAGACUUUGCCAUGGCUCACAGACAGCUGGCCAUUUUCCAGAGAGGCGAGCUACACAGCAUCUUUUUCACCCAAAUGAAAAGUGCUGUUUUCAAAGGGGACUUGAAGCCAGAGGUGGCUAAAAUGCUACUUCAAAAUUAUUCUAAAAUACAGGAGAAUGUAGAAGAGUUAAUGGACUUUUUCCAGGCUACUAAGAGGUAUCAUCUAAGUAAAAGAUUUGGCCACAGGGAAUACCUGGUCCAGAGCCUACAGUCGUCAGAGACCCGUGCGCAAGGCCUUCUGAGCACUGCUGCAGCCCAGCUGACCCACCUCAUCCAGAAACAUGAGAGAGCAGGGUACUUGGAUGAAGAUCAAAUGGAGAUGCUGCUGGAGAGGGCUCAGACUGAAAUCUUUUCUGUGAAGCAGAAGUUGGACUAUGACUUAAAGCAGGAAAAGAAAAAACUCCACCAAAAAUUAAUAAUUAAGAGAAGACGAGAGUUGCUGCAAAAGCACAAGGAGCAGCGCAACGAGCAGCUGUCUGUCAGGGACGCCUUCCACGCAGCCGAGGACGUGGGCCGGUACCUGCAGCAGUGGCGGGGCUUGAUGGCCGAGCACGGUACCGCCCUGGAGGAGCUGCAGGAGCGUCUGGACCAGGCCGCCCUGGACGACCUCAGGGCCCUGACCCUGUCACUGUUUGAGAAGGCCACAGAGGAGCUGCGGCGGCUGCAGAGCUCAGCAUUGACCCAGGAGCUGCUCAAGCGCAGUGUGCCCUGGCUCUUCCUGCAGCAGAUCCUGGAGGAGCACAGGGAGGAGAUGGCUGCACGGGCUGAGCAGCUGGAGGCCGAGGAGAGGGACAGGGACCGGGAGGGCAUCCGAAGCGUGCGGCAGAGGCUGAAGGACGACGCCCUAGAGGCCUCAGUGGCCGAGCAGGCCGAGCUGCGACACUGGGAGCGCUUGACCUUUGCGAAGCUCUGCUCCUCGGCUUUCUCCCUGUCAGAAGAGCAGCUGCUCAGGAUGCGGCAGGAGGUCCACGGCUGCUUCGCUCAGAUGGACAGGAGCUUAGCCCUCCCCAGGAUCCGGGCGCGAGUCCUGCUGCAGCGGUUUCAGACUGCCUGGAGGGAGGCAGAGUGCCUGCGGCUGGACCAGGCCCUGGCUGCCCCCGAGCUGCAGCAACAGUCCAAGGGGAGAAAGCCACGGUCCAAGAGUAAAAGCAAAAUAGACCUUUUGAAGAAGUGCAUUGAAGAUAAAAUUCACCUCUGGGAGGAACAGGCCCCUGAAGACCUGGUUGAAAAGGUUCAAGGUGAGCUGCUGCGAGAGAGAGUGCAGCGGCUAGAGGCCCAGGAAGGACACUUUGCCCAGAUGCUUGUGGCUCUGCAGUUCCAGAAAGCGGCCCAGGUAACCGAGACGCUGUCGGCAUACACCGCCCUCCUCAGCAUCCAGGACUUGUUCCUGGAGGAGCUGAGCGUGUCUGAGACACUGACUGCAGCUGCCUGCACCCAGAUCCUGGAGUCGCACAGUCCGGAGCUCCAGGAGCUGGAGAGGAAGCUGGAGGACCAGCUGACACAGCAGGAGGCUACCGAGCAGCAGCAGGCCCUGGCCAGCUGGCAGCAGUGGGUGGCUGACGGGCCAGGGCUUCUGAAUGAGCCAGGGGAGACCGAUUCUGAACGGCAGAUAUCCAGUGUCCUGCGGCAAGCCCUGAGCAUGGCCCCGAAGCUCCUGGAACACCACCAGCAGAGUUUGAGAGAGGAGCAACAGAACAGUGUUGUGCUGGAAGACUCGCUGGAAAACAUGGAGACGGACACCUUCGUGACCCUGUGUAGCCAGGAGCUAAGACUGGCGUCUUACCUCUCAAGGAUGACUAUGGUCCCCGCAGCCACGCUACGCCGGCUGCUGAGUGUGCUGCUGCCCACGGCCUCCCAGGCCCAGCUGCUGGCCCUGCUGGACUCGGUCGGCGAGAAACAUUCAGACCAUGCUGUGGAGAACGAGGGCAGCUCCGAGCCAGCUGACGAGGGCAGAAGGAGGAAACACCAGGGCUGGUGGCAAGCCUUAGACAGCAAACUGCGAGGAGAUUUGAUGUCCAGAGGACUAGAAAGGAUGCUCUGGGCUCGCAGGAGGAUGGAGAGCGUAUUACAGAAAACAUGUCUCCCUCUCAGAGAGAGGAUGAUAUUCUCUGGAAAAGGAAGUUGGCCACACCUGUCACUGGAGCCCAUUGGCGAGCUGGCCCCUGUAUCCAUCAUUGGGGCAGAAACCAUUGAUGUUUUGAACACAGGCGAAAAGCUCUUUAUAUUCAAAAAUCUGAAGGAUCCAGAGAUCUCAUUGCACAUUCCUCCCAGGAAAAAGAAGAAGAACUUCCUGAAUGCCAAAAAGGCCACUAAGGCCUCAGGCAUGGACUAACCCCAGGGAAAGUUCUGUGGACCCAUCCGAAGACAGAAAGAUUUACAUUCUCCUGCCCACGAGUGUUUGUGACAUACAUCUUUGCAGAGAUAAACCGCACACGUAGAAGAUACAGGCGUCCCCAACAUGCGCUGACUGAAGGACUCAGUUUCAUCUGGUCUAGUGAAUUUCCAGGUGGCCCAGUCUCUUCCACAUCACAAGGACAUGAACACUCAUUCCCUCCACCCCCACCUUUCCAAGGGUCUGGAGGAGACCCUCACUCCUCAAUUCUCAUCUCACCACCAGGCCACCUAACACAUGGUGUUAGCAAGGUUCUCUCUGCUCUUAUGUUUUGUCUUUGUUACCUAUUCAUUUUUAUUAAGGGAAGUGUUCAAAAUAAAUAUACACUGUGUAUUAUGGAAAGCUCUUCAUAAUUAUUGAUGGAAAAGAAGCCAUACUCAGUAAAAUUAUUUAAGGAGGCUUAUUCUGAGCCAAAUUUGAAGACCUGAUCUGAAGCCAUACCCAAGAAGCCUUGAGCAUGUAAACUCAGGGUGGUGGGGUUACAGUUUGCUUUUACAUUUUAGGGAGGCAGGGAUUAUAGGCGAGGUUACAAAUCAAUAUGUGGAAAACAUACAUUGGUUUGACCCCAAAAGGUGGGACAUCUUGUACCCAAAGUGAGUGGAAUUAUGGAGAAAACGCCAGCACACUGAGUUCAAAUUAGGUCUGGCAUCCUUUAUUGGCUACCUGACCGAGAAGGAUUCAUAUCCCAAAUUCUUGGCAAGGCAUCAUAGAGGAAGGUUUUUUGUUUUUUUUUUUUAAUCCCUUCUUUCAAUUGGGGAGGAGGUUGGAAUUCCUAAUGCAAAGUAGUUUACAGAAGUGAGAGGCAAGGCUAGGUCUAUGGGGAAGGGGGAGCGAGCAAUGACUAGGGGAGGCAGGUAUGGUUUUAUAAGCGUCUGCAACCCUGGGCUAAUCUGCCCUGUCUCCACAGGGUGUGUUUAUUUAACAACCCAUUUCUGCAAGCCCUACAUACUCAGGGACAGGUCCUGAUAAAGUGGGGGUGGGAUGGAGGAGUGCAAGAUGGGGUCAGUCUGGUCUUCUCAAAAUGAAUUUUCUAUAAAUAUAAUAAAAUGAAUAAGUAAAUAUCUUUAAGAGCUGAGGGUAACAUCACACACAGCCACUCGAUUGAUUAUGAGAGAGUUCAUGGACUCCUCCCCAGCUCCCAUGGUCUCUCAAAUCUGCUGGCACAAUGUCCUCUGAAAUGCAGCAUCAGUGAAUGGCCUACCUUGAAAGUCCUUGGGAUUUCAUGUUCAGCUUUGGAAGCCUAGAAUCUGGCCCAGAGCCUCCAUAUAGUUAGGACUUACACUUUUAUUGAAUUGUAGGUAACGACAAGAAGUUGCUAACAAUGGAUGGACAUUCAAAGUCCAUCCAUUGGACUUUGGACAUUGGAUGGACAUUCAAAUAACUUUAAAUGGAAUGGUUUAGGGCCACAUUUGUGAAGGGUUAAUCAAUUUUGUUAGGUUGUGACCUGGUGGACCCAGGUUUGAGAAAAGAUUUUGUAGGGAUCAGGGCAAAAUCUGCCCUUUCCCCUUGAUCUGGUUCACUGAAAGAUCAACUUACUGAAAGGUUCUGCACCCAAGAAAGAUUAUUCCAAGGUGCAAAAACAAAGGAAAACGGAAUCCCCGUUCUAUAGAAAUCAUGUGGGCUUUAUUUCCACCUAGAUGCAAGUGAGGGUGAAAUCAACAAAGGAAAUCCACACGUGGAUUAUACAAGAUGGGGGUUUAAAGGGUCAAGGAGGGCAGCAAUUGGUGGCAUUCCUAUUUCCUAUUUCAGGGGACAUGAGUCUGACCCUUCCUGGGUGGGUCAUGACCCUGACCCUGCCUGGGCAUGGCGGGUCUGUUUGGGCAGGUACACCUGAUUCUAUCACUUACAAUUAUGGUACAUUAAUAAGAGAAAGGUUUAUGUUUAAAUACCAUUUGCAUGAGGGAUACCACAAGAGUGAUUGUCCCAGUAAUGGUCAGAGACCUUUAUAGAUGCCUUUUGGAAGGGAGGGGGGAGAAUGUGGAAAGUGUAGGUACAGUAAGUGGUUGCUAGGGGGGAUACGUAGAUGGAUGAAAACAGAUUGAUUUGUAGAUUAACCUGAGAGACUGGUACUGUGCUUCAAAUGACCUUGGGGCCAGGCCUAUUAGCAUGUGAUAAGCAAGUCAGCAGCCACUUUUGAUUCCCAAUCAGGUUGCUCCGGUUUUAUGUAGAGAGAGGAAAGGCCUCUUCCAAUGCUUUCUGAUCAUGAAUGGUCUA